UUGCGUGCGCGGCGAACAUGGCGGAUCGGCUCACCCAGCUUCAGGACGCAGUGAACUCGCUUGCAGAUCAGUUUUGUAAUGCCAUUGGUGUAUUACAGCAGUGUGGUCCUCCUGCCUCUUUUAGUAACAUUCAAACAGCAAUUAAUAAAGAUCAACCAGCCAAUCCUACAGAAGAGUAUGCCCAGCUUUUUGCAGCAUUGAUUGCACGAACAGCAAAAGAUAUUGAUGUUUUGAUAGAUUCCUUACCCAGUGAAGAGUCUACAGCUGCUUUACAGGCUGCUAGCUUAUAUAAGCUAGAAGAAGAAAAUCACGAAGCUGCUACAUGUCUGGAGGAUGUUGUUUAUCGGGGAGACAUGCUUCUGGAGAAGAUUCAAAGUGCACUUGCUGACAUCGCACAGUCACAGCUGAAGACCAGAAGUGUUACCCAUAGUCAGUCUCUCCCAGACUCAUAGCAUCAACAGCUAAGAUAUGAUGGAGAAAAGAACUGUUUGACUGCUGACAAGCAUUGACAUUCUUACUGUUUGACAGCAGUAAGAAUGCUGCAUCAGAUGUAAUCCUUACCAACAGCUAUAGAACAUCAUAUGCUACGACUGUGUUGCCUUUUUUUAGCUAGUUUUCACCGUGUUCUGUUUUCACUCUUGAUAAGUAAAAAGCUUUAAAAUUACAACUAAAUCAUCUUCAGACAUCAUUAUGCCAUCAUUUUUUAUCUGACUAGAAUUUCCAGGAUACUAAUAAGGUUCAUGAUAUAAUUGAACAGAUAUUCAAUAAAGCUCUUUGUUGUUUUGUGUA
This is a messenger RNA of Arvicanthis niloticus (Nile rat), 789 nucleotides long. It is a transcript of the gene Med21, whose product is annotated as mediator complex subunit 21. Gene Ontology annotation, biological process: regulation of transcription by RNA polymerase II. Gene Ontology annotation, molecular function: transcription coregulator activity. The record is from RefSeq and is a predicted model, not a curated record. NCBI's taxonomy places the organism in Eukaryota, Metazoa, Chordata, Mammalia, Rodentia, Muridae. Gene Ontology annotation, cellular component: mediator complex.